Molecule: messenger RNA, 1050 nt
Organism: Meloidogyne enterolobii
Lineage: Eukaryota; Metazoa; Nematoda; Chromadorea; Rhabditida; Meloidogynidae
Source: the annotation of a GenBank genome assembly
AUGCUUAUGAAAAUAUUUGUAAAAAAUAAUUUGAAAAUAGAGGAAAUUAAAAAGAUAAUUUCUGAAAAAUUGGAAAAGGAAUGCAAAUUAAAUGUCGAAAAAGAGAACAAGAAAAUUGAAGAAUUAUAUGAAAAAAUUAAAGAAUUAUUAACUAAAGAAAAGAAUGUUGUAACUGCUAAAGGAUUAAAAAAUUUAGAAAAUAAUUUAAACAAAUUAUUUAAAGAAUUCAAAAAAAUUAUUGGUCAAAUUGAAAAUAAAAAUCAGUUAAUGGAGUAUUUUGAUGAAUUGAAAAGUAUUGAGAAAAAAUCUGAAGAAAAGGGACGUCGAGUUGAAAUUAUUGAAAAAAUGGAUAAUUUAGUGAAUGGAGAAAAUUUUAAUGAAUUUGAUGGACGCUUAAAAAAUAAAUUUAAAUUUUUGUUGGAAAAUUGGAAAAAAUUGUUUUUCUCAACUAAAGUACAAAAUGAAGAAACCGAAAAUAUUUUUUAUAAGCAAAUAUUGCCUGAAAGUAACGAAAUUAAAAAGAAAUUUGAAAAUUCUGGUCCCCUUUUUGUUAAAUAUUGUUUAACUAAAAGAAUUGAAAAUUCAUUCAAUAAAGAUGGAACUGUGAAAUUUUCUGAUUUUUUGAGUAAUGGUGUUGGACAGGAAUAUGGAUGGGAAUUGAAUAAAGUUCUGGGGCAAAGACGUAUUGAUAUUGGAUAUUACGAGAAUAUACAAAAACAAAUUAAAGAAGAAUUAAAAAAUGUGUGCAUGAAUGUGGAGGAAGUAAAUCUGAAAAAUUCUUGUAAAUUAUUUUUGGAACAUGAAUUACAAUAUUGGCAUUCUUUUUGUUCUAUUGAUAUAGAACAUUUACGUUUUGAACGUUUUGAAGAAAUGAAUGUUGUUACUAACAGUUAUCAACAUAAAAAAGAAAAAGAAAAAGAAGAUACUUAUGAGGAAGUAUCUUUUGAUGAAUUUGGAGUUGUUAGUAAAUACGAAGAAGAAAUCAAAGGUGCUAGUAAGGAAACAACCUUUGUUGAAGUCAAAGGAGAAAUUGAAGAAUUGGGACGUUGA